GCUCAUCGAUCGGUGUGCCUCAUUCAGCUCCAAGUUCUGAGAUUUCGUGUCGGCGUUGAGGUGGAAAGGAAGUUGGUCGGACGAUACCUUCGAUAGUAAAAUUCGCAAGCUACACUUCGGUCAGAGUGACGCACAGUCGAUCGGAGAGAUUUACUUAUUUGUUUAAGUCGUUCGCUGCAAUUGGAAUUGAGAUUCAAUUCAAUUUUUCGUUUUUCCGGCUCUGAAACAGUUGCCCCUAGCCUGUCUUAGCACCAGCGUUUGCUACGCUUCUUUUAUUGCAUUUUCGCUUUCUGCGUAAUCGUUCUCGUCGUUUCCUAAGCAAAAAUGACGUUGACACAAGCGAGCCGAACGCCGUAUGACCAUCUGCGGUUUGCAUACCCAGAGACCUGGAAAAACCUGAUCCGAAUUUUCGAGGAGAAAGGCGCUGUGACGAACUUGGCGGGAAUUCGAAGACCAGAAGGGUAUGAUCUUUUCAAUUGACUCGACAUUUGUUUUGAUUGCGUUUGUGACACGUGAAGAGGAACCUGAGGCAUUUCGUCUCUUCUUCUAUCUUCUAGCUACGUAGUGCUCACUAUUGAUAAUUCUGGAGUGCUGGUUUAAAAUGCUAUCUCAAUCGUAAAACAGGUUGAAGCUCGAGGGUCCUCAUGAAGCGCCGGUGGAGGUCGCCAAGUCUUCCUUGGUGGAGCUGUCUCCCGAGGAGGUGAAGGCAUUGCGUGAGAAGGAGGCCCGGGAAAAAGAAGCCAUCCACCAGCAGCGUCUGUUGAAAAACACCAGGAGAAACCCGACGGGAGGAUGGUACUAUAAUUUGUGCUUCGUCUGUUGAUUUCACUAUCAUGCAACAGUCAGCCUUACUAUUACUUCGCGGCUGGGCUUGAAUUUGGGAUCUGAAUUUUUAUACCUUUUUUCUUUGUCAAAAUCGAUGUCACGACCACCAGGUACGAGGGUUUGCCCACGAACCACAAGAUUGCGUGCGUGUACAACGAAAAGAAGGAUAGCAUGGCCAUCAAGCAGCAGGAAGGCGUUGAGGCUUGGGAAAAGGAGCGCAACGGUGGAAAAUGAGAAAUGCACUAUUCCGAAGAUCUGUUUUGGUUUUGUGAAAAUCAAAAUUAAGAUAUCGCUUGCGGCAUGCAAUCGAGUGUCAUGAUGUUCAUGAGCACCAGCCCUCCAGUGUCAGACAUCUGCAAGAGAACUAACCUGUGUUUGAUACGCAUACUGUUGGAGAAUAUUUUCGUUUUGAUGGAAAAUGUAAAUGAGAAUCUGCCUGAAAAUAUAAUGUCAGUGGCUGUACUUUGGAUAAGCAUAAGUGCGCGAUGUCGAACAACUUUCACGACCUACACUACUCUGUACAAAACUUUUACAUCCAUCAACGCAUGAUAAAUAUAAUCAUUCUUGCCUCGUCGCUUCGGGCGUGCCUUGGCUGCUCAUCAGGAA
Molecule: messenger RNA, 1431 nt
Organism: Amoebophrya sp. A120
Lineage: Eukaryota; Dinophyceae; Syndiniales; Amoebophryaceae
Source: the annotation of a GenBank genome assembly